AUGUCGAAGAAGUAAAAGCUUCUAACUGGACUCAAUUCUCUGUCCAUUUGGCUAAUAAACACGCCAGAUUGGUUGAAAGAAAACUAAAAGGACACAAUCGAAGAUGCCUAAUAAUAAAUCGAAUUCUAUACUCUUGAAUUGGACAACCAUAAAGAGAAAUUUGCUGAUAAUAAUCAUGGUAUGCAGUCUAAUCCGAAAUCUAUGAAACCCAAACCAAUGUAAGAACUGUCUAAUAAGAAAUUGUUGACAGACUCCAAGAGUACAUCAGAGAGAAGUUAUCCUCUUAAUAGAUCACCAUCAGAAAUUGAUUUGAUAAUCAAAUACUUCAAUAAAUUAUUGGAUAACAUAUGA
Paramecium tetraurelia is the source of this 351-nucleotide messenger RNA. RefSeq lists its product as uncharacterized. The record is from RefSeq and is a predicted model, not a curated record. The transcript has 3 exons. Lineage: Eukaryota; Ciliophora; Oligohymenophorea; Peniculida; Parameciidae.